Molecule: messenger RNA, 379 nt
Organism: Eurypyga helias (sunbittern)
Lineage: Eukaryota; Metazoa; Chordata; Aves; Eurypygiformes; Eurypygidae
Gene: NPC2
Product: Niemann-Pick disease, type C2
Exons: 2
Biological process (GO): intracellular cholesterol transport; cholesterol efflux
Molecular function (GO): cholesterol binding
Source: RefSeq, a predicted model, not a curated record
AGAUCGAGAGCCAGGGCAGCAAGGCAAGAGUGUACGGCGAGAUGCUGCACGUGGACAUACCCUUUCCCAUUCCUGAGCCUGAUGGAUGCAAGUCUGGGAUCCAGUGCCCCAUUCAGAAGGGCCAUUCCUACAGCUACCUGAAUAAACUCCCUGUGAAGAGCGAGUACCCCAGUAUUAAACUGAUUGUGAAGUGGGAGCUGGUGGAUGACCAGGACCAGAUGUUGUUCUGCUGGAAGAUACCAGUGCAGAUCACCAGCUGAGGAUCCCUGCCAUUAGCAGGGCUUGGGGAGGGGAAAAACAGAAGAUGACACAGGCCAAAUUCUUUUAUAUUAAUAUAAGCAUUUCUUACUGCUUCCUUCAGAGCUCUGCAGCUUCUGAG